CAACUAUGGAGAAUGAAGCCCAGCCAUUGCAGGACCCAGUCAUGGCUCAACCCAUCCCAACCACACAGUCACCUUCUUCCACUCCUAUUCAACAACAGUCUCCUCCCAUCAGACGGAAAAUGUCCAUUGCUGAGCGAGCCACUGCUGCCAUCGAAUCCCGGCUUUCUGCAAGCAAAGAUGCUCUGCGUCGCACUUCCACCAGAGACUCUUGUCAUAGCAGCAAUGCCAACAUUGUCAAUGUCGGAACUGCCAUGAGUUCUGUCAGUCCAUCUUCGCUGUCUUAUUCUUCUUUAGUGCCCAGCAUUGAUGAUCAGAAUGCCUUUUCUAUGAAUCCCGAAGACUAUGAGCUUGGCCAGGUUAUUGGUCAAGGAUCAUCCGCAUCUGUGUAUAUUGCCAAGUAUAAACCGCUGCAACGAGCCAUCAGCAUGAAAGUGAUUGACUUGGAUUUGUUUGAACGCAACCAGAUUGAUGAACUCAGAAGAGAAAUUCAGAUCAUGUCACUGUCAAAACAUCCAAAUCUUCUCCCUGUUUAUGGAUCGUUUGUCAAUGGUUCAAAGCUGUUUAUUGUCACCCCUUUUUUAGCUGGUGGUUCAUGCUUGGAUAUCAUGAAAACUUCAUUCAAGGAAGGUUUCGACGAGGUUUCUAUUGCUACCAUUCUCAAGCAGGCACUACAGGGUCUCGACUAUUUACACAAGAAUGGCCUUAUUCAUCGUGAUGUCAAGGCUGGCAACUUACUGAUUGAUAAAGAUGGUCUUGUUCAGCUCGCUGAUUUCGGUGUCAGUUCCUCUUUAAUGGAUGCUGGCGAUCGUCGCGGAUUGAGAAAAACGUUUGUAGGAACCCCUUGUUGGAUGGCCCCUGAAGUCAUGGAACAAUCUGGCUAUAAUUACAAGGCUGAUAUUUGGAGUUUUGGUAUUACUUCCUUGGAGCUUGCUAAUGCUCAGGCGCCAUACGCAAAAUUUCCUCCAUUAAAAGUGCUGAUGCUUACUCUCCAGAACGAACCCCCAACUCUAGACCGUGACUCAACCAGAGGAAGAUUCUCAAGACAAUUCAAAGAUAUGAUUGAUAUGUGUCUUAAAAAAGAUCCUGCACGUCGUCCUACGACUGAAAAACUGCUACAACAUUCGUUUUUUAAAUUUGCCAAAAAAAACAGCUAUCUUGUAUCCAAUGUUCUAUCCAACAUGGUUCCAAUCACUGAGCGACAGCAUUUGCAUAGUAUGUGGUCUAUUCAAUUCUGA
Batrachochytrium dendrobatidis JAM81 is the source of this 1235-nucleotide messenger RNA. RefSeq lists its product as uncharacterized. The transcript is spliced from 3 exons. Lineage: Eukaryota; Fungi; Chytridiomycota; Chytridiomycetes; Rhizophydiales. Gene Ontology annotation, molecular function: protein kinase activity; protein serine/threonine kinase activator activity; ATP binding. The coding region runs from base 6 to 1235 and encodes 409 amino acids. The record is from RefSeq and is a predicted model, not a curated record. Gene Ontology annotation, biological process: protein phosphorylation.